This is a messenger RNA of Acanthochromis polyacanthus (spiny chromis), 5146 nucleotides long. Its product is annotated as beta-1,3-galactosyl-O-glycosyl-glycoprotein beta-1,6-N-acetylglucosaminyltransferase-like. Bases 2742 to 4019 code for a protein of 425 amino acids. Gene Ontology annotation, molecular function: beta-1,3-galactosyl-O-glycosyl-glycoprotein beta-1,6-N-acetylglucosaminyltransferase activity. The transcript is spliced from 5 exons. The record is from RefSeq and is a predicted model, not a curated record. Lineage: Eukaryota; Metazoa; Chordata; Actinopteri; Pomacentridae. Gene Ontology annotation, cellular component: membrane.
UGAAUUGAACUGAAUUGAAUAGACUUAGUUUUGUAUUUUGAUAAACUAAGCACACAAAGCAACUCACUGUCAACACAAGCUGCUAGCUGUCAACGGCUGAUGACAGCAGCAGAUCUUGGCAGAACUGGAGGAUGAAGGCCCGUAAGGGACAUAGUUGGUCAGCCCCAUUUAUUUAUCCAUGAAGCACAGUGACUAAAACCUGUAAAACUACUAGGUGUUUAACGGUCACUGCAGGGGUGGAUGUUGCUGGUGACCCUCAGCUUUCCAUCAAGAUCAAAAAAUGAAUCCAUCUCUUCUUCAUCAUUCUUUAGGAAAUUAGUUAAGCAGACAGCUGCUUUUUCGCAUUUGCUUAUGUAGCAGAAUAAUCCUGCUCAGUGCAAAUGGCUUUAUUUCCCUUCUGGCACUAUAGAGGUCAUAAGCCAGUCAUGGCGGAGAAGGGUGUGUCUGCAGAGCCGCAGGCCACAGUCGCAGGGCUUCACAGAGAGGGCUGCCUGCUUCCUCUACGGCCGCACAUUAAAAGCAUUUUUGAAAGACAGUUACCACAAUAGAUGAUUACAAAAGUGCACAAUUUACAUUUCAAAUGAACAACUUACGGUUUUAUAAGAUGAUUUCACUUAAAAUAUACUUUGACUCCAGUAAGUUUGUCUACAGAGCCAGAGGUGACACUUUCAGGACCAUACCAAGUAAUCCACAAAAGGUACUACUUCAUAUCCUACCUAAGAUUUUAAAGGUUUAAUUCACCCAAAUAGUACUUAUUAAAAAAUCAUAACUUGGUUGCUAAGACUAGCAUUUAGACAAACACUUUAGACAAACACUGGUGCUCCUUACUUCAGGUGAAAACUACUUCUAUUAGUUAAGUAGUUAAAAAAAAUUAGGACAUUAAAAAACAUGCUUUAUCCUCACCUUUAGUGGUAAGCCAGGCCAUUGAAGUGCUCAGCCUAAUGUAAGGACAGAGUUUUCUGCACAGACAGACCAUAUAUGAUGGCCUACCAUUUUACAGCAGAGCAAGCUGUGUUAGACAGGUAGAUACACAAAUAAUGCCAUGAAAGGUGCUAUUUAUUUAGGUAAAGAAACAGUUACUUUUUGGAAUUCAGGUAUUGUUUUAAUCACAGCCACAAAAUGCUAUGUCUACUGAUGAUAUUACUAAAAAAAAGGCCUUAAGUGAAUCUUUCCUGACUCAGUCUGCAAUGAUGAGAAAACAGGAACAUUUUCAGAACUGAAGAAGCCUCUUGGAUGAGAGGUGAAACGUCUUCAAGGAACUUUCUUAAAGUCCAGUGGAUUGAUUUAAACUACUUUGGAUAACCAUGACCUGGAUGAAUGAGAACCUACACAGACAAAAUUUUCAAAGUUCCAUCAAAUCCUGCUCAACUCCCUUUGACUGUACAGUGAAGUCCACCAGUCAGAGACGGCCUGCAUAUGGAGUGGAAUGUCCUGAGUGAUGGCACACUGUUUUGGCUCUCUAUGAACUGGUUGAAGGCUUCCCUGGAGCAAUUUCUGGCUUCAUCAGUUCAAAAAGCAAAUCUCUGGCCAUGCCUUUCAAACAAUAUGAUUCAUCUAAGGUAUUGAAAGGGAACAAAGCUAAUACUUUGAUGAACAAACUGGCAUGCAUAAAUACUGUCAACAAAGACUGCAUCUACUGUCUGAUGAACUUAAUGUCAUUACCAGAUGUUCUACUGACAAGGUACUGGUAGUGUGUUACAAGUUUGUAGAAGUGGAACUGAGCCCUUAACUUGCCACUAAAAUGAAUAUACACAUUUGUUUAGGAUUGUCGUACUCCUCUGUUUGGAAACGCUCCAGGGGAAGAAGACAAAACCACUUCUGGAUCAAAGGCAUGUCGAUAUGAAAGCAGUGUGACAGCAGAAAAAAGAAUUCUGAGUUCAAAAUGUGUCCUUUUUCUUUAAAAUGAAUAGAAUGUGGCAGCAACAGAAACAUUUGGAGAGGGGUGUUUUUCCUUUGUGUAAACAUUUUUUAAACUAACCUCCUGGAAUUCAAACCCCUGGUCUGUGACAGUCUGAAGCAUUUACUGAAGCAGAUCUCAACAGCACAAAACAAUGUGAUAAAGAGAAAUCUUUGAGAAAAAUGUACUUUCACUGUUUAACCUUUUUCACAGCAGACAUUUGGACUCAUCACAGGUGGAAUAUCUGAUGAAUGAGGUCCAUGAAGGUUCUCUGUCAUAGUUUACUGAGAACCUUUGUGUAGCUCAUAAACAAAAGCAGAAGCUCUAAGAGCAACCCAGCAGACAAGAAAAAGUACACCAACAGGUUUUUUUGUCAUAUAGAAAGAAAAGGGUCAGAACAGAGAAGGAGAUAAAGGCAGAAGCAUCGGCUCUGAUCCUCUGCUUGUAAAAUAACAGGGGCAAUAUGGACUAAUCUGCCUGACUUCAUAAUGAAAGGAACUUGUGGACACAUUUUUAAACAUUACUGCAAAUACAUUUAUUAAAGCUUUGUAGCAUGUAGCAAAGAGCAGAAACACAACUACAUUGGUGUCACAGAACAUAGUCUCCAUUGCACAUUUUCAGCUUAAAUUUUUGAUUUAAGUCUGAGUUGGUGACUAACAGUUCAGUAGUGCAUAUGCCAUGAUAUUGUAGUGAUUUAUUUUUGAUCUUAGACACAAAAUGUUUCACAGACAGAAAAAAAUACAUUAAGGACUGUGAAAUACGUUUCAAGACGAAUAUAAGUUGCAGUUGAACAACAUACAGAAUUCACACUAUAAAAGCAUCGCUGUUGAAGUUCCCUAAAAUAAUGCCGUUACUGAAACGAGGUCGACUGUCCCUGUUAUUUAAGCUCACUGUUGUACUGGGAUCAGUGUGGAUGCUUUCUCUACUCAAUGAACUGAGAACAGACUGGAGUCUUACCUACAGCUGGUGGGAGUAUACAGAUGUGGAUGGCGGUCCGGAGAAAGAGUGCAACUGUUCUGCAAUCCUGCAGGGAGAGACGGAGGCACUAGAAAAGGCCAAAUUACUGACUCUCACUAAAGACUUCCACAAGAGCGUUGACAUUCCUGAUGAGUAUUACAUCAAUGCAACCAAAGACUGCAGGAACUUUAAGUUAAGCAGGAAAUACUUGACAUUCCCAUUAAGCAAAGAAGAGGAGGACUUUCCUCUGGCUUACUCUAUGGUGGUCCAUCACAAGGUGCAGAAUUUUGAGAGACUACUGAGAGCUAUUUAUGCACCUCAAAAUAUUUAUUGUGUCCAUGUGGACAAGAAAUCAGAGACCUCAGUCUUUGCUGCCAUCAUGGCCAUCACCUCCUGUUUUCCGAACGUCUUCAUGGUCACACGGCCUGUCAGUGUGGUCUAUGCUGGCUGGACACGAGUCCAGGCUGACCUUAACUGUAUGGCUGAUCUCUAUAAUGCCAGCACAGAAUGGAAAUACUUCAUCAACGUUUGUGGCCAGGAUUUCCCUCUGAAAACCAAUUUGGAGAUGGUACGGAUGUUGCAUUCAUUGAAAGGUCAGAACAUCAUGGAGUCAGAACCAAUAGCUGGAAAGAAAUGGUGGGUGACAAAUGCUUACCAGAUAGUUAAUGGGCAAAUUCAGGGGACAGGAAAGCAGAAGGAGCCACCUCCCUUCAACCUGCCCAUUUUCUCAGGAAAUGCCUACAUUGUGGUCUGUCGAGGUUAUAUCCGCAGUGUGUUGGAAGAUGAUCGAAUACUGAAGCUGAUAGAGUGGGGGAAAGACACCUACAGUCCUGAUGAGUUUCUCUGGGCAACCAUUCAACGAAUGCCUGGUGUUCCUGGCUCAACAAGGCCCCAUGGUAAAUACGAUAUGUCAGAUAUGAAUGCAAUUGCUCGACUGGUAAAGUGGCAGUGGCAUGAGGGUCCACAGGAUUCCCUGAAUGCAGUGUAUUCAGAAUGUCAUGGCAACCAUGUGAGGGAAGUAUGUGUGUAUGGUGCUGGAGACCUGCAAUGGAUCAUUGCUCAGCAUCACCUCUUUGCCAACAAGUUUGACAUCAACACAGAUCCCAUUGCCAUCUACUGCUUGGAGAAAUAUCUGAGACAAAAGGCACUGGCUGAGUUAUAUUAGGUGGAGGUUUCUGUGGCAACUCAGAAUCAGUCAGAGAAGGGAGUGGUUGACUCGUGACAAUGCUUAAGUGGGUGGUACAUGCCAAAAUAGCAGGAAUCAAUGUUUCCCAACAGAAAAUUGCAGUGUAACAAGAAAAUCAAUUACUCAAUUCAAUCUCUAGUGGACAGACAUCAUAUUUUAUUUGUAUAAAGAUUGUUAUCAUCAACCUUGUACACAAUUUUUUAGGGAUAUGCGGAUAGUUGUUAAGUUGGAGAAGACUAGAUAUGCUGCAUGUUUCCAAGGUUACACUGACAUGGCAAUCUUUCUUUAGAUGCGUUGAUGUUUUAGGUUCUGAUAGUGUGAUAACCAGUGUGGACUUUGUCUUUGGUAUAUAUGUAUUUAUGUGUAAUAACAGUUUUGGAACAAGAACAACGAGAAGGAUCACUGAUAUGUUAGUGCCUGAGAUAAAAGGGUGCAUUGUUCUGGCCUCCUGACACCUUCCUGCUGAUUUUUUUUUUUUUUUACAUGAUUCUUGUAUUCAUCUUUCUUUGCAUAUUUUAUGAUGUAUAUCCUGUGAAUGUCAUGUAUGGGUGGAGGGAGGGGGAUAACUAGUUUGCUGUUGUGUUUGUGCACAUGGUUGUGUCACUCCCUGUUGUUUAUUGCUGAUUUUAAUUUUUCCCUACUGAUUUUAUUGUGAAGCACUUUGUGAAUUUCUUUUCUGUGAAAAGUGCUAUAUAAAUAAACUUUGCUUGCUAUUUAUUAGUUCAACUGUAUUUAUACACUGAAUUGUCAAAUUGCAUUGACACAAGUUCAGAAACAAACCUAAUCCGAAGUUAUGAAAGCUAGUUACUCUACAAAAUAUUUGAUUUGUCUGUGACUACAGAUAAUUAGAGUAGAUAUAUUUUAAUAAUGUAUGUUUGCAGUUCAAUGAAACAAACUAUGAUGAUAAAAAAAUCCAAAGAUGUUGCUGAUAGUCUCGUAGUCCGUUUAAUAAUUUCAUCCAUCUACUCAAAAAUUCGAAUGGAGAAACACAUGCUAGUUUGAUUUCUGGCCAUGCAAUUGCAAAAUACAUGGAAAACAAUGUAAUUUGUAAAGGAACAAUUGUUGGGGACAAUCUCCAAGUAAAAUAAAGGUGGUUGGUUGUAACA